AUGAAGCACUCUUACUACGUCCACGCGAUAAGCUUCCAUGCAUUCAUGAUAUGCCAUGCUUCCAUCUUCUCUCUGGCCUUGGAAGCCGUCAGUAAUAGCUCCUUGAAGUUCACCCACGUUCUCUACAACCUUUCUCCUGCAGAGCUCUGUGAGCAAGCUAUCAAGUGCGAUCGUCUUCGUCUUCGUCUUCUUCCUCCAGAGAUUUCAAUCAUCAGUUUCGUGAAGAUCUUUCACACAAUCACAAGGAAUCGGAAGAUGGGUUCAUCACAUCUCUCUGAAAGUGAUGCAGAAGAGGAGCUUAAAGAAAUUUUCGAAUUCGUUGACAAAGACCAAAAUGGUUACACUGUGCCACUGAGGUCAUUGAAAUCCAUCUUCACCGCCAUCACCGGCAGAGACCCAGGGGCUGCGAAGAAGAUAUAA
Messenger RNA from Eruca vesicaria subsp. sativa (arugula), 420 nucleotides. The record is from the annotation of a GenBank genome assembly. NCBI's taxonomy places the organism in Eukaryota, Viridiplantae, Streptophyta, Magnoliopsida, Brassicales, Brassicaceae.